CUCUCUCUCUCUCUCUCUCUCUCUCUCUCUCUCACACACACAAUGUAUAUUAUAAUUGUGAAUUUAAUGCGUCAAACCACAACAUUUAGAGAUGUUGAAUGGCCUCACUCUCACGUCUUCUUUCUUUGUAUCGAACCUUCAAACCAAACCCUUAAACACUCAAAUCCCACCUUUCCAAAACUCCAUAAGAACCCACAAUUCAAGACCCUUGAGAGAAACAAUCAGAAAUUCAAAUGGCCUUCAAUGCCAACAGGUUAGACCCACAAUCGGCUGCCGAGAAGGCGGUGUCGGUGAUCGGAUUUGGGUACGAUUUAUCUUUGGAUAUUCGUUUGUCGGCAUGUAAACCUGGUCCUUCUGGUUCGAGAUUGAUCGAGCUCGAUGAAAGAAUAACUAAAGACUUGGUUGUGCCUGGUGGGGUUGUUGUGCCCAAUGUUUCGGCUUCGAUUAAGUGCGAUAAAGGUGAACGGACUAGGUUUCGGUCCGAUGUUCUUUCUUUUAGUCAGAUGUCGGAGCAAUUCAAUCAGGAAUUGUCUUUAUCGGGUAAAAUACCUUCUGGUCUAUUUAAUUCAAUGUUCGCGUUCAAGGGCUACUGGCAAAAGGAUGCAGCUGCGACUAAAAAUCUUGCUUUCGAUGGUUUGUUUAUUACUUUGUACAAUAUUGAGUUAGCAAGAUCUCAUAUUGUUCUAUCCGAGCAUAUCAAACAAGAGCUGCCUUCUACAUGGGACCCUGCUGCUCUUGCUGAGUUUAUUGACAAAUAUGGUACUCAUAUUGUUGUUGGGGUAAGUAUGGGAGGAAAAGAUGUAAUUCACAUUAAGCAGUUUCAAAAAUCAAAUCUUCAGCCAACAGAAGUGCAGAAAUUGCUAAAGCAAUUAGCUGAUGUACAAUAUUCUGAAGACAGCCUCACAUCCAAGCCUGAUAAGUCUUCAGAGAAGCUGAAGGAUGAACAAUCUCUGGUCUGGAAUCUCCAUCCAUCAUUUGCAAACUCAUUAAGAACAUCCACCGCAUUUCACUCCAAGAAUGAGGAUAUACAAAGCAAUCACAUCCGACGAGGAGGACUUGAUAAUGGUCAAAGUCAUGAUCAAUGGCUUUCAACUGUGUCACGGUUCCCCAAUGUCAUAUCAAUGGCCUUUGUGCCUAUUGCUUCCCUUUUGAGUGGUGUCCGAGGUGGUGGUUUUUUAAGCCAUGCAAUUAACCUAUAUCUACGAUAUAAACCGCCUAUAGAGGAGCUCCAUCAAUUUUUAGAAUUUCAAUUACCUAGGCAAUGGGCGCCAGCAUAUGGGGAUCUUCCACUAGGUCAUCGUCGCAAGAAACAGGCUUCUCCAUCGCUUCAAUUCACUUUUAUGGGUCCUAGGCUUUAUGUUAACACUGUGAAGGUAGACUCUGGAAACAGGCCUAUCACAGGGAUCCGCUUGUACUUGGAAGGUAAGAAGAGUGAUCACCUGGCUAUCCAUCUGCAGCAUCUAUCAACUCUUCCCCAGAUCCUUCAGCUCUCAGACGAUCAUAGUUAUAAGCCAAUUGACGAGCCAAUGGAUCGAGGCUACUUUGAACCUGUGAAGUGGAGCAUAUUCUCACACGUGUACACAGCUCCAGUAGAGCACAAUGGAGCACGAAUUGAUGACACUUCUGCUUCCAUAGUGACAAAGGCCUGGUUUGAGGUCAAGGGUAUGGGAAUUAAAAAAGUCCUGUUCCUCAGGCUUGGAUUUUCAAUGGUUGCAAAUUCAAGCAUUCGUAGAUCAGAGUGGGACGAGCCAUCGACCUCAUCUCGAAGAUCAGGAUUAAUGUCAAUGUUAAUCAGCGCACCAUUCAGUACAGUACUGGCUCAACCUGAGAAGCCUGCAAAGGUGGAUUUGAAUUCAGCAGUCUAUCCUGGUGGCCCGCCUAUGCCCAAAAGAGCUCCUAAGAUGUCAAAUUUUGUGGACACGAAGGAAAUGGUUAGGGGACCGGAGGAUCCACCUGGUUAUUGGGUGGUUACGGGCACAAAGCUGUGUGUGGAGGAUGGUAGGAUUAGAAUCAAGGUGAAGUACUCCUUGCUGACCAUAAUGUCCGAGGACUCUUUGUUGAUGUGAAAAUACCAUAGGAAGCAAAUGGCUUUAUUGUACCAUUUUAAAAAAAAAAUUAUGCCUGGUGUCCUUAACCCUUUUACUCCCACUGGAGUUUCUGGGGUCGGAACUAGUCCCAUGGACCACAAGAAAUCACUUCGCUUUGCGCCUUGAUUGUAACUUCUGUAAAUGUUGACUUGUGCAAUAUGCAUCAACAUUGGCCCUUCUACUAACAUUGGCUUGAAACAGGGCCAUAUUUGGCUCGAGUAGGACCACAGUUACAAUUCCUCUUUGAUAGAUUUUCUGUUUUGUUCUUUUUCGUCUAGUUUUUGUUCACAGAAAAAGCCUUGUAUUGUUUAAUUUAUACAGUGAUUUGAAAUAGAGGGUAUCUUGUAUUAAUCAAACUUUUCUGGCUCUG
Messenger RNA from Ilex paraguariensis (yerba mate), 2457 nucleotides. NCBI's taxonomy places the organism in Eukaryota, Viridiplantae, Streptophyta, Magnoliopsida, Aquifoliales, Aquifoliaceae. The record is from the annotation of a GenBank genome assembly.